UAUACAUGCAGUUCAUAUAAAUGCCGAGGAUCGUUUGCAGAAAUUAAACAGAAGAACUCAAAGCGUUAACAAGAACAAAUAUGAAAUUUUUGAUUGUCAUUGCAACUUUAUUGGCUGUUAGCCAAGCUGUGGAGCUGGAAAAGCCGGAACAGCAGCAGCAGCUGCCCGCUCACAUACAAAUGCUCAUAACCAAUCAUGUUAAUCAGAUCUUGCAACAGCUGCCCAAGCCCAUUGGAGCGACAACAAUAACUGGACACGUGCCACAGCUGGCAAGAGACUUGUUGCCGCCACAUGUGCAGCAACCAGUGGUAAUGCCGCCAGUGUCUGCAGUCGUGUCCAUGCCACAGAUUCCGCACAUUGUCAAUCAGGCCAUCAAAGAGAGUCACAAGCUGCAGGCUCAAGUGGCCAGCAGCUCUACUCACGCUCCUGUGGGUAAAAAGCAAGCGCGUCUGCUUGACUCCGAUGCGCCACUGAUGGAGCUAACUGAGCAUCAACGUGAGCUGGUGCAGCGUGGCAAAUGCAACUUCGAGUGUCCUCAGCAGGCGCUGCCCGUUUGCGCCAGCAAUGACAAAUGCGUUGUGGAGUUUGCCGGACAAUGUGAGCUUAGUCAAUGGAACUGCUUUAAUACCAAGAAUGUAUUCCAUCAAGUGCAUGAUGAUGAGUGUCGACAUGCAACUCGCUGCUACGAUCAAGAUAUGCAGUGAGCUGCGGGAAAGCAGAAAUUUCAUCACUACUAAUUAAUAAUUUGCUUUAUUUUAAGAUAUGCUCUGAAAUGCUACAAAUAUAUCAACAUA
This is a messenger RNA of Drosophila busckii, 794 nucleotides long. RefSeq lists its product as uncharacterized. NCBI's taxonomy places the organism in Eukaryota, Metazoa, Arthropoda, Insecta, Diptera, Drosophilidae. Bases 81 to 704 code for a protein of 207 amino acids. The transcript is spliced from 3 exons. The record is from RefSeq and is a predicted model, not a curated record. Gene Ontology annotation, molecular function: protein binding.